UAUCCCUAAUUUUGUGUAUAUGAACGGAAAAAGACACCAAGAGCCCCCAAAAAAAGGAAAAAAAUAUUCUGAUUGGAAUUUGCAAAAAAAUAAAACGCUACAAUUCAACAAAUUUAGUUGUGAUAAAAACUUUAGCUAACGGAUAAUAUAUUGUAGAGAAAAGAAUUCUAUAUAGGAAAAGAAAAAUCGAUUGAAAAUAAAUUGCAAGUGAUUGAAAUUAAGUGCGAAUAACGAAAAAUAAAAAAGAGAACUAGCCAAAGAAGAAGAAACGACAGAAAGUGUAUUUUUGGUGUUGCUGCUGUUUUUUGCUGGCAAAAAUAAAGAGGAGCGCUACUUUUAGGAAGAAAGUGUGACCGAAAAAGUGAAAUUUCAUUGCAAUAAGAAAAUAAUAAAAGCAUAAAAGAAAAUAGGAAAAUAUAUAUCGUAACUUUUUCUAUAUAUAUUUCGCAGAUACUUAAGCAUCAAACAAAAUGGGAAAUGAAACUUCUCUGCCCAUGGAGAUGUGCUCCAACUUCGAUGCCGAUGAGAUUCGUCGUUUGGGAAAACGUUUUCGUAAACUUGAUUUGGAUAAUUCCGGUGCCUUGAGCGUGGAUGAAUUUAUGUCAUUGCCAGAACUGCAACAAAAUCCCCUGGUUCAGCGUGUCAUUGAUAUUUUUGAUGCGGACGGUAAUGGGGAAGUAGAUUUUAAGGAAUUCAUACAAGGUGUAUCACAAUUUAGCGUUAAAGGCGACAAAUUAUCCAAAUUGCGCUUUGCAUUUCGUAUAUAUGAUAUGGACAAUGAUGGAUACAUAUCAAAUGGUGAACUGUUUCAGGUUUUAAAAAUGAUGGUAGGCAAUAAUCUCAAGGAUACGCAACUGCAACAGAUUGUGGAUAAAACAAUUUGUUUUGCCGAUAAGGAUGAGGAUGGUAAAAUUUCAUUUGAUGAAUUCUGUUCGGUGGUCGGUAACACAGAUAUACACAAAAAAAUGGUUGUUGACGUUUAAAUUCUGUUAAGCAAAACGUCGCUUUUAUAUAUUAAAAAAAACAUUUACUUAAAACAAACAAACAAAAAAAUUAAAACCACAAAAAAAACUCUUCUGAAACCCUUUAUACACCACCACCAGCUCCUUAAAACGUCCCUUAACAACAUCACCGAAUUUCUCUCUUCAAUCUUUCAAGUUUCCUCUCUAUCUCUCUCUUAACACCAAUCCAUCAUCACAUUAUCAAGAGAAAAAAAAAACAAAUGAAAAGAAGUGUCGCUCUUCUCCAUUUUUCAUAAAGAAAAUUAUAUACUUAACUAAUAUUUACAUAUAUACAUAUAUUUUUAAUUGUAUUUUUUUUUGCUAAGAGAUAAAGUUAAAAUUAAUAAAAAAAUUAUCACAAUUAUUAACAAAUUUAUAUUUAUAAAAUAACAAAAAGAAAAAAGAAAACAAACCAAAAAAAUCAAAUUCAAAUUAGCAAAAAUUAAAAACACAAAUCAAAUUUUCUUUUUUUACAUUAAUAUAAAAUCUCCAAUGUCAAAUUUCAAUAAAAAGAAAACCUUACCCCGUUGUUACAUCAUACAUAGAUUCUUCGAAUUUCAUUUGUUUUUCGAAUUUAAAUUGCAAUUUUUUGUUUCCAUUUAAACAAUAACCUAACCCUGUUCUUCCUAUCCUCCAUAUUUCAACCCCUAUUCCCCUUUCUUAUCCAAAGUUUCUUAAAAAAUAAUAAAAAAAAUAUUUUAUAAAACUUAAUUUAUUUUGUUUAAAAUUUGUUUAUUUUUGCUCUUUUUUAAGGUUAAGUUUGUUAAAGUCUUUAUGAUGAUUUCCUAAGCAUAAAAUAAAAACGAAUCCAAAUAAAUAAAACAAAAACGUUUAAUAAUGAAACUACCAAAAAAAAUAAACUUAAUUUAAAAAUCUCAGCUUAAUAUAAUGAUAACAACAACAUAAUGUGCAGUAAUUUACUUUAUUUAAACAAAACAAAAACAAACAAUACAAACAACAUUAACUUCCAUAAGGAGUAUUACCCAGAAAUAAAAACAUCUCAAAAAUAAUGAAUAUACAACAUUACAUUUAACAUUUAAAAUGAAUCAACAACAACUAUCAGCAAUAAACGAACUUAUGCAUUAUAAUAACAUCAGAAACAAAACACUAAAAAAUACAUGCAACGUUUUUCUCUACCAACAUCAAACAAAACAAAACAAAAUAA
Messenger RNA from Musca domestica (house fly), 2166 nucleotides. RefSeq names its product calcineurin subunit B type 1. The transcript has 4 exons. Lineage: Eukaryota; Metazoa; Arthropoda; Insecta; Diptera; Muscidae. Gene Ontology annotation, molecular function: calcium ion binding; calcium-dependent protein serine/threonine phosphatase regulator activity. The record is from RefSeq and is a predicted model, not a curated record. Bases 471 to 983 code for a protein of 170 amino acids.